UGUCUACCCUCUUUCCCACACCCCCACCUGCUGCCAGUCAUCAUGCCUCGGGGCCAAAAGAGUAAGCUUCGUGCCCGCGAAAAACGCCGCCAGGCUCGAGAGGAGCCCACUGACCCAGUGGAUGCUCCUGCCACUGCACCAACAGAAGAGUCCCAUUCUUUGCCAUCGCCUCAUUUCAAAGAUGUGCCCUGGAGCCCACCUGCCACUGGAACACCCAGCAGUCUUCAGGUGUCUGCCACCACUUUAGCUGCAGCUGUUUCAAACAUAAGAUUUAAUGAAGGUGCCAACAAUCAAGGCGAGGAAAUGCCAAAUGCCUCACAGGCCCAGGAUACCACUGAGCACUGGCCCCAAUGCCCUAUAGAUAAGAAGGUUGCUAUGUUGGUGUACUACCUGCUGUACAAGUAUCAAGUGAAAGAGCCCAUUACCAAGGCAGAUAUGCUGAGAAAUGUAAUCCAGAUGUACAAGAAUCACUUCUGUGAGAUCCUCAGGAAAGCCUCUGAGCAUUUGGAGCUGGUCUUUGGCCUUGACGUGAAGGAAGUGGAUCCCAACAGGAAUACUUAUGUCCUUGUCAACAAACUGGAACCAAGCUAUGAUGAGAAGCUGAGUGAUGACAGAGAAAUUCCCAAGACCGGUCUGCUGAUGACUGUUCUGGGCGUGAUCUUCACGAAGGGCAACUGCGCCACUGAGGAGCAAGUCUGGGAAGUGCUGAAUAUGAUGGGUGUAUAUGCUGGGAGGAAGAACUUCAUCUAUGGGGAGCCGAGGAAGCUCAUCACUGAAGAUUUGGUGCAGGAAAAUUACCUGGAGUACCGCCAGGUGCCCGAGAGUGAUCCUCCCCGCUAUGAGUUCCUGUGGGGUCCAAGAGCCCAUGCUGAAACCAGCAAGAUGAAAGUGCUGGAGUUUGUGGCCAAGAUCAAUGAUACGAUCCCCAGUGCCUUCCCAUCCUUGUAUGAAGAGGCUUUGAGAGAUGAGGAAGAGAGAGCCCGAGCAAGAGCUGCAGCCAAGGCUCGUACCGCUGCCAUGGCCAAUGUGCACUCCGGGGCCAUGACAAGCAGCUUUUCCUGCCCUAAGUGAAGGCUGAAGUAGAUUAUUUACUACGUGUUUGAAGAGAACAGAUAACGUUCUAAUUAGUGGAAGUUUGAGGUGGGGCUGGAGAAAACAGUGUUCGUGUUCCUGUUCUAUGUAAUAACUUAAAUUGGCCUAAAUGUUGCUCCUUUUAAUAGAUAGUUAAGUAGCUUCAGAAUUUGAGUUUAUGAAUAAUGUCACACAUUUAUUGAUGUUUAAGAGUUUAAGGUUUAAGAGUUUUACUGUUUCAUAGAACAGAUUGGGAGCUUUUCCAUCUUAUUUAGAUAAUUGGAAUAAGAUAAUAUGUCACUGGAUUAGGCAUUUCCUUGGAAAUGUGAAAGAAAUUGCAGUAAAAUGGUUGGGAUCAAGAAAUAGAGAAAAAAGUAAAAGGUGAUAAAUUUUUACAUUACCUUAUCACUUUUAGUCUUCUGUCAAAUUAAGAGAUAAAUAUUUGGAUGUGCUUACUUUAUUCAAGAAUGUAGUAUUAAUUAUAUCAUAAUAAAUUAGA
Molecule: messenger RNA, 1570 nt
Organism: Vicugna pacos (alpaca)
Lineage: Eukaryota; Metazoa; Chordata; Mammalia; Artiodactyla; Camelidae
Product: melanoma-associated antigen B10-like
Biological process (GO): negative regulation of transcription by RNA polymerase II
Cellular component (GO): nucleus
Source: RefSeq, a predicted model, not a curated record